AUGGAGGGGGAAACCCCGAAUGUGUAUGUGGAGGGGGGGACCCCAUAUAAUCUUGAGGGGGCGAUCCCGAAUUUGCUUGUUGAGGGGGAAACCCCAGUUGUGUCCGAGGGAGAAAUCCCUAAAAAUUCUGAGGAGGAGACUCCGUUUGAAUCUACGGGGGGAACCCCAGUUAUGUGUGUUGAGGGAGAAAUCCCUAAAAAUUCUGGAGGGGACGAGGUCCCCGUUUAUGUUGAAGGACAGAGGCCCGAAGAGGAAGGGCCGAUGGAGGUAGUGGAUCUAGAGGAGGAACCAGAGGACGCACCCGCUGAUCCGCGGGCGUCAAGGAGGAUGGUCCGGCGAAACUUGCUGGACGAAGUGGAUGAGGAUGACCAGACGAAGGGAUCAGGAUUCCUGGCCCCGGGGGCGACAAGCAUGCAGGAGGGAGAGACUCCUGACUCUGAAGAAGAGGUAGACGCCGAGGAAGAGCGUCGAGUGGCCAAAGAACGCAAAAGCAAGGGUAAGACAACUGUCGUCCCUCGGCCUAGGAAAUCUCAGAGACUCAUCUCCGUCGGGAAAGCUCCCCGCCCACUCCCCAAGGCCCCUGGACCUGUUAAUGAGAGUAGCGAGACCGAGGAAGAGACCGAGGAGGAAGAGGAGGUCCCAAACUUCGAGCGAGAAGAAGUAUGGAUCACGAAGAAGCUCUUAGGAGCUAUGUCUAAGUUCAAUGACUCGAAGAGGACUCAGACGUACAAGGAUCGGAGCGCAGUUGGGAAAUUGGCCAAAUCAGGGAAAAGGUACGAUGCGAACGCGUUGAAGGAGAUAGAGUAUGACGAAGAAUUCCUUGGCCACAUUAAGGGAAUGGCUUUGAGUGGCCCCUGA
Molecule: messenger RNA, 858 nt
Organism: Salvia hispanica
Lineage: Eukaryota; Viridiplantae; Streptophyta; Magnoliopsida; Lamiales; Lamiaceae
Source: RefSeq, a predicted model, not a curated record